AUGAUGGGUGGCAAGGUCGUCACCAUUCAAGUACCGUACCUGUUCAAACAUUUGGUGGACGACUUGCCGUCUGGAGCUGCUAUUACGAGUGAAGGUAGUGCUACUGCUACGGAAGCAGCCACCGCGAUGAUGGCGGCGGACCCUUCCGCCUCCGUAGCUGCCGGAGUACCAGUAUUCCUUCUACUCGGGUACGGGCUUUCACGCAUCGCUUCAUCGGGCUUGCAGGAAUGGCGGAAUGCCGUAUUUGCGCACGUUGCACAAGACGCCAUUCGAAACGUUGGGCGGAGUGUCUUUGAUCAUGUCCAUCGACUUGAUAUGCAGUUUCACCUUUCCAGGAACACGGGACAGCUCAGUCGGGUACUAGAUCGAGGACAACGUUCGAUUUCCUUUACUCUCAACGCCAUGGUUUUUCAUAUUGCUCCCACUAUACUUGAAGUCGGUAUAGUCACAUCCUUGAUGGGAUACCAGUUUGGCUACGCGCAUAGCAGUGUCGUAAUGGCGACCGUGGUAGCCUACACCGGAUUUACCCUUGGAGUCACCUCCUGGCGAACGAAAUUUCGUCGCGAAAUGAAUCGACUCGAAAACCAGGCCAGUGGACGCGUGGUUGAUUCCUUGCUUAAUUACGAAACGGUCCAAUACUUCAAUAAUGCACAAUACGAGGGUGAGCGUUACGAAAGUAGUCUCAAGGGAUACCAAAAGGCAGCACUAGAGUCGCAAACUUCCUUAAGCUUGUUGAACUUUGGGCAAGCGGCUAUUUUUUCAGCGGGUUUGACGUCGGUCAUGUGGUUGACUUCACAGCAAAUUGUGGAAGGCGCAGCCACCGUGGGGGAUUUGGUGCUCGUGAAUGGAUUGUUGUUUCAGCUUUCCGUCCCACUCUUCUUCAUUGGGUCCGUCUAUCGGGAGGUGCGACAGUCACUGGUGGACAUGGAAGCCAUGUUUCAAUUGCGAGACACGAUACCAGCCAUUGUUGACAAGCCAAAUGCGCUUUCUUAUGAUCCGAGUACCAUGGGAACUUCGAUUGCGCUCCACAACGUACACUUUGCUUACCCAACUGCAGCGAAUCAACGACCAAUUUUGAACGGCACCACGCUGGACAUUGCUCAAGGCAAAACAGUCGCCUUCGUUGGUUCUUCCGGUUGCGGCAAGAGCACAAUUCUCCGAUUACUCUAUCGUUUUUACCAUCCUGAUCAAGGAUUGAUUUCCGUCGGUGGUCAUGAUAUUCAGGACAUGACGAAAUAUUCUCUGCAACGUGCCAUAGCUGUUGUUCCGCAGGAUACCGUUCUGUUUCACGAGUCCAUCGCGUACAACAUUCAAUACGGAGAUUUGAGCGCGUCCUGGGAUGAAGUGAUUGAAGCUGCCAAAAAGGCCAAGAUACACGAUACGAUUAUGAGUUUUCCGGAUGGCUACGAAACGGUAGUGGGAGAGCGUGGUCUCAAACUUUCGGGUGGUGAAAAGCAGCGCGUGGCCAUUGCUCGGGCCAUUUUAAAGAACGCCCCAAUCUUAUUGUGCGACGAGCCAACGUCGUCCCUCGAUAGUGAAACGGAAACAGAUAUUAUGAGUAACCUCAAAGAUGUUGGCAAAGGGCGGACCACGUUGAUCAUUGCGCAUCGACUGUCCACCAUUCAAGAUUGCGAUGAAAUUAUUGUCAUGAAUCGCGGGAUGGUCGUGGAGCGCGGCACACAUGAUGAGCUGAUCGCCAUGGGUGGCCGAUACACGGAAUUAAUCAAGAUGCAAGAGGCGGUAGUUGACGAAGACGAAAAUUAA
This is a messenger RNA of Phaeodactylum tricornutum CCAP 1055/1, 1764 nucleotides long. RefSeq lists its product with no specific name. Gene Ontology annotation, cellular component: mitochondrial inner membrane. The transcript has a single exon. NCBI's taxonomy places the organism in Eukaryota, Bacillariophyta, Bacillariophyceae, Surirellales, Neidiaceae. Gene Ontology annotation, molecular function: ABC-type transporter activity; ATP hydrolysis activity; ATP binding. Bases 1 to 1764 code for a protein of 587 amino acids. The record is from RefSeq and is a predicted model, not a curated record. Gene Ontology annotation, biological process: transmembrane transport; intracellular iron ion homeostasis.